UUUUUUUCUUUUUUUUACUUUUUAUCAACUUUACUGAAGAUAGCUUUUAUUUUAUUUUAUUCUAUCUUAUAAUGUCUACCCGUUCGUCGCCAGAACCAAUUGUCCAGAGUCCACCGAACGGUCUAUCCAUAGAAGAUAAACAAGAUAAUGAUGAGGAGGCCGAAGUCGAGUUUCUGCAUACGCCUUCUCCCUCAAUUCUCUGUCCAGUUUGCCAUGAGGUUUGUCGAGAGCCAGUGAUUACCAAUGGAUGUAAUCACUCUUACUGUGCAUCAUGUAUCUAUCACAGCAUUGAAAUCGAACCAUUUUGUCCGCUUUGCCGGUCUCGUAUCAAGAUUGAAGAUUUGCACCCAAAUCUCGCUUUGGCUGGAUUGAUUUCUGAACUUCUUGUCUAUUGUACCAAUAAAAAGUAUGGGUGUCCUCAGAUUGUUCGUCAGGACGCACUUCACGGACAUGUUCUCUAUUGCUCCUAUGCACCUUCUGUCUGUCCUAAUAAAGCUCUAGGAUGUCCAUAUAAAGGAACAAUGCGCGAUGCUAGAGAUCAUUUACAAAAUUGUGUUUACGAGCGUUUUAAAGGAUACAUUGAAUCGACAAACAAACGUUUUGAGAAGCUUGAAUCGUUAAUAGCGAACCAGGCAAGGGAUAUUGAAAAGCUUCAGCGGAUCAUCAGAACAGGAAAAGGCACUGCUUUUGCUUCAGAGAACAAUACAAAAGACAGUUCAUUAUCGCCUUCAUCAUCUUCAUCAUUAAUCACCGAAGGCACAGAUGGAAUCCACAGACGCGGUUCCUCUUCAGGUUCAACUCUGGGUGAUACAAGACGAACUAUUGUCUCUACGUUUCCUCAUGAUGAAAUUACUUGCCACAGAACAAUUGCGAGUCAUCCCUGUGGUGUGACAAGUGUAGCAGUCAAUCAUGACAGAGUGUUUGCAGGAGCACAUGAUGGUAGCACAAAAGUAUUCGACAUCAACACGGGCCAGCUUUUGAAGGACAGCAAAGGACACACGAUGUCUGUAUGGGGUUUAGCAGUGAUGCCAUCGGGUGAUCGUUACUUUAGUGCAGGGUCUGAUGGGACGAUCAAGGUUUGGGAUUGGCUCAAGGAGGAUGAAGAGUCCUGUCUCGUUCGAACUAUACCCGAUCAUCAUGCCAAGAUCUAUGGUCUAGUGAUCUAUCAAGGACGACUCUAUUCGGCUUCUUCAGACAAGACAGUCAAGGUCUGGGAUACAGAGACACUUGAAUGCCUGGCAACGUUCCAGGGCCAUACUGGAGGGGUGAAUAGUUUAGCAGCAUUGACGGAGGCGAGUGCGAAUCAACUGGUCACGGGAUCAUCUGACAAGACCAUCAAGUUAUGGGAUGUGACGACAGGAACGUGUUUAAAGACUGUCCGUCGUGGAACAAGCGAGGUGUUGGAUGUGGCAGUAGGGGAUGGGAUGUUGUUUGGAAGCACCUAUGAUGCAGUAAUUCAUGUGUAUGAUUUGAAUGAGACAAAAGAACUAGGAACAUUGAGUGGACAUAAUUGGGAAGUUUGGCAACUCGAGUAUGGACAGGGGCAUUUGUUCAGUGGUAGUUUUGAUCAUACUAUCAAGCGAUGGGAUCCACGUCGGUUCCAAUGCGAUCUCACAUUGAAGGGUCAUAAGAGUUUCGUGCAUGGAAUGGCUCUCGCGGAGGAUUGCCUUGUAACAGGGUGUGCAGAUCGCACGAUCAAGAUCUGGCGAUAAAUUUGCUG
Molecule: messenger RNA, 1720 nt
Organism: Lobosporangium transversale
Lineage: Eukaryota; Fungi; Mortierellomycota; Mortierellomycetes; Mortierellales; Mortierellaceae
Product: WD40-repeat-containing domain protein
Exons: 7
Coding region: 72-1712 (546 amino acids)
Biological process (GO): endonucleolytic cleavage in 5'-ETS of tricistronic rRNA transcript (SSU-rRNA, 5.8S rRNA, LSU-rRNA); endonucleolytic cleavage to generate mature 5'-end of SSU-rRNA from (SSU-rRNA, 5.8S rRNA, LSU-rRNA)
Cellular component (GO): nucleolus; 90S preribosome
Molecular function (GO): U3 snoRNA binding; protein binding; zinc ion binding
Source: RefSeq, a predicted model, not a curated record